AUGGUGCAGUCGGCGACGAACGGCUACGACGGCUCCAUGCUCAACGGCCUAAACAUUCUCCCCUCCUACGCAGACUACUUCAACCUCGACGCUGCCGGGACAGGCCUCAACACCGCCUCGGUCUUCAUAGGCGGGAUUCUCGGUCCUCCAGUCUCUGGAAUAAUGUGUGAUCGCCUCGGAAGACGCCCGACCAUCUUCUGGGGCAGUGUCGUCUGCCUCAUAGGCGUCAUCUUACAAGCAGCAGCCCAAGACGUGGCGAUGUUCGUCGUGGCGCGGAUCAUUCUUGGAUUUGGGAUAGCAGUCUCGGGAAUCGCUGCUGGGGUUUACUUGAGCGAGACGUUCAAUAAUAAGUAUCGAGCCUGGGGUGUAGGGUUGCUUAACGACUUCUACUACGUUGGCGCUUUACUCGCGGCUGGGAUCACUCUCGGAACGGGCUACUGGCAAAGUACAUGGGCGUGGCGAGCACCCUCAAUUUUCCAAGGCAUCUUCAGUAUCCUCUGUAUAGCCGUCCUCCCCUUCGUCCCCGAGUCGCCUCGUUGGCUAGUCCGACAAGGACUCAUGGAAGAAGCACGCGUAUCCGUCGCUCAGGCCAACGCGAACGGGAACCUGGAUGCGCCGGUCGUGUUGGCUGUCUACAAGGAGAUAGUAGAUACAUUGAAGUGGGAGAAAGAAGAAGGCGAAACCAUGACUUUCACGCAGAUCAUCAAGAAUCCUACUGCAAGAAGACGCCUACUCAUCGGCAUGUCGCCGGGACCUUUCAGCUGUAUUGCCGGGAAUAUCAUCGCUUCUUACUACCUCGGUGCUGAGCUUACGACGGCUGGUAUCACGGACACUACGGCACAGUUAGAAGCGAACGUCGUGCUGAACGUCUGGUGCCUUUUCUGCUGUCUCAUCGGUACACAGCUCUGCGCACUCUGGGGUCGCAAACCCACGGCUAUCAUGACGGAGGUCUUGCUCGUCGUGUGCCUGUUCAUAAUAGGCGGCCUAUCGAAGAUCUACGCCGAUCAUGGGUCUGCUACGAGUGGGAGCGUGGUCUAUGGCGAUGUGGCCGUGAUGUUCUUGUUCCAGGGGUUCUACAGUAUCGCUUGGACACCGUUACUGUUCCUUUACCCACCGGAGAUCUUGAACUACUCGAUUCGUGCCAAUGGGGUGGCGUUGAGUCAGUUCAUGCUGAAUGCUUUUGCGUGA
Molecule: messenger RNA, 1188 nt
Organism: Recurvomyces mirabilis
Lineage: Eukaryota; Fungi; Ascomycota; Dothideomycetes; Mycosphaerellales; Teratosphaeriaceae
Exons: 2
Coding region: 1-1188 (395 amino acids)
Biological process (GO): carbohydrate transport; transmembrane transport
Cellular component (GO): membrane
Molecular function (GO): carbohydrate:proton symporter activity
Source: RefSeq, a predicted model, not a curated record